AAAUACUAUGCUUUUAUUCGACGAAGGCUAGCUUUUAGUUUGAGAAUAAUCGAAUUGGGCACGCGUUAUUCGCUUCCUAGCGAGAGGUUUCUGUUUCUUUCUUGGCACCCAAUCCCUCAACCCGCUUCGCAGUGUCUCUAUCUGCAAGGCGCUCUCUGCAAGCGAAAAUUCGAUCUGAUUGAGGAUCUGGUCAAUUUCUGCUGGUAAAUGGAACUGAAUACCAUUAGAGAUGCAUUUGAUCGUGUUGUUAAGAAGCAGAAGUUGUCUAUUUCUAAAUUCCAUGAUGUAAUAGACCAAGUUGGCCGUGAAAUUGAUGAUUCAUUGUCAAAUAUUCAGUCCAUCAAUGACCCAGCAUCUCCUGAUCUGAAGUCCAUUCUUGCGGAUCUUAAAAAUAAGCUUAAAGUUAAAGCAAUUCACAAUCAGCUAGAGGGAUCACAGAAGGAGCUAAACACACACCUAAGCAAGUACCUGAAAUUCCUAGAGAAAAUUUUCAAUCCUGAGAUUUCCAAAGCAUGCAUAAAUGUGGACUUUGAUACACACAUAGUGAACCAUAUCAUUGCAAGUCAUUUUUACCAUGUAGGUUUGUUUGAUGUUGCGGACUGCUUAAUAAAUGAGGCUGGGGAACCAGAGGCCAUUUCCCUUAAGUCUCGGUUCUUAGAGUUGCAUCAGAUAUUGGAGGCUACAAGGAAUAGAAACCUUGAGCCUGCUCUGAACUGGGUCUCUACCCAACGUGAAAAACUCAAGCAAGUUGGUUCAGAUCUUGAGUUGAAACUUCACCGCUUACAGUUUGUGGAGAUUUUGCAGAGACAAAGCCAAGCAGAUGCUCUGAACUAUGCUCGGACUUGCCUUACUCCAUUUGCUUCCCUUCACAUGGAUGAAGUCCAGAAGCUCAUGGGUUGCCUCUUGUGGGCAGGAAAACUUGAGAGGUCCCCUUAUUCCAAGUUGUUGUCCCCAAGCCAUUGGGAAAGUUUUACCGAGGAGCUAACGUGGCAGUUCUGCAGUUUCUUGGGGCAGUCACAUAAGAGCCCAUUGAGUGUGGCUGUUGAUGCUGGAAUUGAAGGAUUGCCUACACUCUUAAAGCUGGUGAAUGUAAUGGCUGUAAAGAAGCAGGAGUGGCAGGCUAUGAAGCAGUUGCCAGUGCCGGUUGAUUUGGGUAAGGAAUUCCAGUUCCACUCUAUAUUUGUCUGUCCAGUUAGUAGGGAACAAGGCAGUGAUGAGAACCCGCCUAUGCUAUUACCGUGUGGGCAUGUCCUUUGUAAGCAAUCUAUUAUGAAAAUGUCCAAAAGCAGCACACGCCCAUUUAAGUGUCCAUACUGCCCUGUUGAGGCUACGGUCACACGAUGUAGGCAGCUCUAUUUCUGAUGUGCACCCAUGACUCUUCUCUGGACCAAAGGCAGGUGUUUUCUGCAAGCCUACCCUGUCUGCACCAGAUGGGUGUUUAUCUUCUCCACCUCCAUGGCUAAAUCUGAUGCAAUGCAAGCUCUGCUGCAUCACUAACACUCCAGUAUGAACAUGUUCCACCAUGAACUCCCCAUAACUUCUUGUUGUUCCAGUAUGCACAUUGAUAGACAAGCUGCUCGAGAAUUUGACUUCCCAAAUCCUCAAUUGAAUUCUGUACAUUCAUGCUGCUUGAAGUCAUCACCCUGAACUUGACAUAUACAUGCACAUGCAUCAUUUGUGUUUAUAUAUCUCAAAAUUGUCUGGACCCCGAGUUGCAUAAA
Molecule: messenger RNA, 1721 nt
Organism: Diospyros lotus (date-plum)
Lineage: Eukaryota; Viridiplantae; Streptophyta; Magnoliopsida; Ericales; Ebenaceae
Product: protein RMD5 homolog
Exons: 3
Coding region: 208-1362 (384 amino acids)
Biological process (GO): proteasome-mediated ubiquitin-dependent protein catabolic process
Cellular component (GO): cytoplasm; nucleus; GID complex
Molecular function (GO): ubiquitin protein ligase activity; protein binding
Source: RefSeq, a predicted model, not a curated record